CCGCCGCCGGUUGUCGGCCAGAAGCGAAAUCGCCCAUUUUCGAGCAGCCAACAGCAUGUGGAUGCAGCAGUCGAUGGAAGGUGGCCGGAACCACCAGCAAGGCGGCGGUGGCUACGGCGGCAGCAGCUCGAGCAGCUUUGGCCGCCCCAAGCAGGACGACGCCGACUGGAAGAGCCGCAUCGUCGGAAGCGGCCAAUGGCUCGGCGAAAAGGUCAUGUCGCUCGCGACGGGCAGCUCGACGAACGACAACAACUCGGGCAUGCGCUCGUACAACGACGGCCGCGCCAACUGGAUGGCCGAGAUCCGCAGCAACACGGGCUCCAACCAAGGCUACAACGGCGGCGGCUAUAACGGCGGCGGCGGCUACAACGCCGGCGGCUAUCAGAACGACUUUGCCACAGAGCGUCCUGGCUCGUACGCCGACAGCCGACCGUACAGCAGCAACCACAACAGCAGCAACAGCACAGCACCGUACUCGGACUCGAACUAUCGGUCCCAGAUGCAGUCGUACUCGUACGACAACAAGUCGUCGUCGUCCAAGAAGAAGUCGAGCAACAACAAGAAGCACCGCAAGAAGGCCAAGGAAUCGAGCUCGAGCGAUGACAGCUCGGACGACAGUUCUGCGUCCUCCGAUGCGUCGUCCGCCUCAUCCAGCGACGCCAAAGUCAAGUCCAAGAAGCCGGCCUUGAAGAAGAAGCCUUCAAAGCGCGUGGAAGUCGUCGUGUCCGAUGGCGAAUCCACAGAGUCGGCGCCGGAGACCAAGUCGUCCAAGAAGACCAAGGCCAAGCGCGCCAGUGUCAAGUCGAAGGCGUCGAGCAGCAACAACUAUGCGUACUCGCUCGACACGUCCAAGGUCGCCGCCGCCGCGUCGGAGGAGCCCAUCAAAGGCAAAAAAGCGGGCAAGAAGAACAAGAAGACAGACGCCGCGCCGGUGGUGGACCUCCUCGGCGUCGAGUCGCUCUCGAUCUCGAGCGCGCCCUCAUCGACGGCAUUCGCACCGGCCGCCCCCGCCUCGACGAUUGACCAACUUGCUGGCCUUUCGUUCGACAUGCCCGCACAGCCCAUUGAGCCGUCGUUCCUCGGCCACCAACAACCUCUUACUGGCCACCAACAAGCUCUUAUGGGUCACCAGCCUCUGAUGGGACAACACCAGCAACCAUAUGCGGGGCAGCAGCCCUCGCAGCCUCUCGUUGGCCACUACGCACAGCCCCAACAACAACAACAGCAGCAGCCGCCCGUCAAGACGUCGGGCUUUGUCGUCCCGGGCUCGGACCUUGUCGACUUGCGCACCGAGUCGGAGGUCUCCAAGGCCAAGGUCGCGUCGGACCCGCGCUCGCUCAACGAACUGCAAAAGAUGAACCACAACCCGCCGCCGCAGCCCGUGAUGCCGCCGCCGCAGCCGACGACCUCGAUGCAUCCGGGCAUGCUCCAGCCGCACAUGAUGCAGCUGCAGCCGCCGACCGGCAUGUACAUGCAGCCGUCCAUGUACGGAGGCUACCCGCCGCAGCAACACGACCAGCAGCGCCACAUGAUGCUUUUGAUGCAGCAGCAGCAGCAGCAACAACAACAACAUCCGACGCACAUGACGCCGUCGCAACCCGGUUUUUUCUAAGAAGGAUUACCACAACUAUGUGUACACGUUUGUGCAAGUAUCUUAUAUUAGUUUAGUCACUA
Molecule: messenger RNA, 1674 nt
Organism: Saprolegnia diclina VS20
Lineage: Eukaryota; Oomycota; Saprolegniomycetes; Saprolegniales; Saprolegniaceae
Exons: 2
Coding region: 56-1612 (518 amino acids)
Source: RefSeq, a predicted model, not a curated record